GUAGCUUCUUCCAAACCUAACUCUCAAGAAAUCGUCAACCUCGUCGCUGUCUUAUUUUGAAAUCAUGCCUCGCCGAAGCUCUGGAGGAAGACCCGCUCCUCGGGCAGCCCCCCGUCGUUCUGCCCCUGCUCCUCAACCAGUACACCAUGCUCCCCCUCCAGCUCCCGUUCAGAGUGGGAGUGGUGGUUCUAUGCUCGGAGGCAUUGGUUCAACCAUAGCUCAGGGCAUGGCUUUUGGCACUGGAAGUGCUGUUGCACACAGGGCAGUGGAUGCUGUGUUGGGACCUCGUUCUAUUCAACAUGAAACUGUAGUCUCUGAAGCAGCUGCCUCACCAACUGCAGCACCCACUGCAAGUUUUUCUGGCUCAGAUGCUUGCAGCAUCCACUAUAAGGCAUUCCAGGAUUGCAUUAGCAACUAUGGAAAUGACAUCAGCAAGUGUCAGUUCUACAUGGAUAUGUUGACGGAGUGCAGGAAGAACUCAGGAUCUCUGACUGCCUAAGUUUCAUCCCUCUGCUUUCCAUGUAGUGGAAUAUUAGCUUUUGGACUUGCCCUGUCAUUUUGAGUUAGCUCAUAAUGACAAUGAUGAAGGAACUGUAUUCUGUUUCUGAUUCAAUAAUGGCCAUGGGUACCGAAAAUAUAUUUAAAUACCAUACUUCUUUGGUACUUAUUGAACUUUAAUCUCAUUCCAUUAUAUAUCAUUUUGAGUAUCAGUGUCUUGGUGUGUUGACCAGUUGCUGUGGAAUGUGGAUGAUGGUUUUCUGUUUAUUGUUUUAUUCCAUUUCACUUAGCCCCCUCUUCUAUCCCCCUUGCAUCUCUCAAUUAAUUUCAUAUUUCUCG
Rubroshorea leprosula is the source of this 837-nucleotide messenger RNA. The record is from the annotation of a GenBank genome assembly. NCBI's taxonomy places the organism in Eukaryota, Viridiplantae, Streptophyta, Magnoliopsida, Malvales, Dipterocarpaceae.